Ceratosolen solmsi marchali is the source of this 620-nucleotide messenger RNA. RefSeq lists its product as uncharacterized. The record is from RefSeq and is a predicted model, not a curated record. Bases 1 to 606 code for a protein of 201 amino acids. NCBI's taxonomy places the organism in Eukaryota, Metazoa, Arthropoda, Insecta, Hymenoptera, Agaonidae. The transcript is spliced from 5 exons.
AUGCAUAUGCAGCAGAUUUUAUAUGAUAAAGAACAGAUACAAACGACAGAUUUUGAAAAUGAAUUAGAAAAUUAUUUGACAAAUUUAUAUUAUAAACCACUUUCGGAAAAGUAUACUAGAGUACUGUAUACAUCAACAAGACUAUACGGUUAUAUAAAUCCUGCCUUGUCGCAAAGACAAUUAUCCAGUUAUCAAGACACUUAUGGACGCACUGAUGGACACGAUUCAGCGAAUGAGAUACAGUCUAUAAACAUUACUUUACCAGAUAAUCAUAUAAUAGCGGAGACUACUCAAAAGAAAAAUUUUAAAGAUCCAAGGAAAUUUUUCAACUCUAGAAUUCAAAAAUCUAUACCUAUAAGACCUUAUAAUAAUUUGCAGUAUAAUGAAAAUGAAAGAAAAAUACUUCAAGUCAGAACUGAAAAUUCUGAGUAUCAUGAAACUAUUAGUAAACUUGGUCAUAAAAUAAUGAAAGAACAAUUUUAUGGUCCACCACGACCUAUCAAAACAUCCAAGAAAUACAAUGAAAGACCAAGUAGCGCAAAAUCAAUUUGUUCAGAUAUUUUAAUGAAUUCUUCCAAUAAUCAUAUACUGUCAAAAAUAAUUUAAUGAAAAUAAACAAU